This is a messenger RNA of Acanthosepion pharaonis, 4485 nucleotides long. The record is from the annotation of a GenBank genome assembly. Lineage: Eukaryota; Metazoa; Mollusca; Cephalopoda; Sepiida; Sepiidae.
AUGCCACCCGCAUUACAUCCGUUUCUGGGUCAAUAUGCCACCGGCAUCAUAUCCGUUUCUGGGUCAAUAUGCCACUCGCAUCAUAUCCGUUUCUGGGUCAAUAUGCCACCUGCAUCAUAUCCGUUUCUGGGUCAAUAUGCCACCCGCAUCAUAUCCGUUUCUUGGUCAAUAUGCCACCCGCAUUAUAUCCGUUUCUGGGUCAAUAUGCCACCUGCAUCAUAUCCGUUUCUGGGUCAAUAUGCCUGCAUCAUAUCCGUUUCUGGGUCAAUAUGGUAUCCGUUUCUGGGUCAAUAUGCCACCUGCAUCAUAUCCGCAUUAUAUCCGUUUCUGGGUCAAUAUGCCACCUGCAUCAUAUCCGUUUCUGGGUCAAUAUGCCACCCGCAUCAUAUCCGUUUCAAUAUGCCACCCGCAUAUCCGUUUCUGGGUCAAUAUGCCACCGGCAUCAUAUCCGUUUCUGGGUCAAUAUGGCACCCGCAUUAUAUCCGUUUCUGGGUCAAUAUGCCACCGGCAUCAUAUCCGUUUCUGGGUCAAUAUGCCACCCGCAUAAAUCCGUUUGGGUCAAUAUGGGUCAAUAUGUUUCUGGGUCACCCUGCAUCAUAUCCGUUUCUGGGUCAAUCCGUUUCCGUUUCUGGGUCAAUAUGCCACCGGCAUCAAAUCCGUUUCUGGGUCAAUAUGUUUCCAAUAUGCCACCCGCAUUAUAUCCGUUUCUGGGUCAAUAUGCCACCGGCAUCAUAUCCGUUUCUGGGUCAAUAUGCCACCUGCAUCAUAUCCAUUUCUGGGCCAAUAUGCCAUCCGUUUCUGGGUAUGCCAAUUAUAUCCGUUUCUGGGUCAAUAUGCCACCUGCAUCAUAUCCGUUUCUUGGUCAAUAUGCCACACGCAUUAUAUCCGUUUCUGGGUCAAUAUGCCACCUGCAUCAUAUCCGUUUCUGGGUCAAUAUGCUACACGCAUCAUAUCCGUUUCUGGGUCAAUAUGCCACCCGCAUUAUAUCCGUUUCUGGGUCAAUAUGCCACCUGCAUCAUAUCCGUUUCUGGGUCAAUAUGCCACCCGCAUCAAAUCCGUUUCUGGGUCAAUAUGCCACCUACAUCAUAUCCGUUUCUGGGUCAAUAUGCCACCUGCAUCAUAUCCGUUUCUGGGUCAAUAUGCCACCCGCAUUACCUCCGUUUCUGGGUCAAUAUGCCACCGGCAUCAUAUCCGUUUCUGGGUCAAUAUGCCACCUUAUAUCCAUUUCAAUAUCCAUUUCCGUUUCUGGGUCAAUAUGCCACAUACAUCACCGCAUCAUCAUCCGUUUCUGGGUCAAUAUGCCACCUCCGUUUCACGCAUCAUAUCCGGGUCAAUAUUCCGUCCGUUCUGGUUCAAUAUCCGCAUCAUAUCCGUUUCUGGGUCAAUAUGCCACCCGCAUCAUAUCCGUUUCUGGGUCAAUAUGCCACCUGCAUCAUAUCCGUUUCUGGGUCAAUAUGCCACCUGCAUCAUAUCCAUUUCUGGGCCAAUAUGCCACCUGCAUCAUAUCCGUUUCUGGGUCAAUAUGCCACCCGCAUUAUAUCCGUUUCUGGGUCAAUAUGCCACCUGCAUCAUAUCCGUUUCUGGGUCAAUAUGCCACACGCAUCAUAUCCGUUUCUGGGUCAAUAUGCCACCCGCAUUAUAUCCGUUUCUGGGUCAAUAUGCCACCUGCAUCAUAUCCGUUUCCAAUGGUCUGGGUCAAUAUGCCACCCGCAUCAAAUCCAUUUCUGGGUCAAUAUGCCACACGCAUCAUAUCCGUUUCUGGUCAAUAUGCCACCUGCAUCAUAUCCGUUUCUGGGUCAAUAUGCCACCCGCAUUAUAUCCGUUUCUGGGUCAAUAUGCCAAUAUGCCUGCAUUAUAUCCGUUUCCGGGUCAAUAUGCCAUAUCCGUUUCUGGGUCAAUAUGGCACCCGCAUUAUAUCAUCAUUCCGUCGGUCAAUAUGCCACCUGCCAUUUUCUGGGCCAAUAUGCCACCCGCAUCAAAUCCGUUUCUGGGUCAAUAUGCCACCUACCAUAUCCGUUUCUGCCAUUAUCAUAUCCGUUUCCCGCAUUACCUCCGUUUCUGGGUCAAUAUGCCACCUGCAUCAUAUCCGUUUCUGGGUCAAUAUGCCACCGCAUCAUAUCCGUUUCUGGGUCAAUAUGCCACCCGCAUCAAAUCCAUUUCUGGGUCAAUAUGCCACCAUCAUAUCCGUUUCAAUCAUAUCCGUUUCUGGGUCAAUAUGCCACACCUUUUCAUCAUAUCCGAUUCUGGGUCAAUAUGCCACCGCAUCAUAUCCGUUUCUGGGUCAAUAUGCCACCCGCAUUAUAUCCGUUUCCGGGUCAAUAUGCCACCUGCAUCAUAUCCAUUUCCGGGUCAAUAUAUGCCAUAUCCAUUUCAUAUCCGAUUCUGGGUCAAUAUGCCACCCGCAUUAUAUCCGUUUCUGGGUCAAUAUGCAUCAUAUCCGUUUCAUCAUAUCCACCUGCAUCAUUCCAUUUCUGGGCCAAUAUGCCACCUGCAUCAUAUUUAUGGGUCAAUUUCAUUACAUCCGUUUCUGGGUCAAUAUGCCACCAUAUCCGUUUCUGGGUCAUAUGCCACAUCAUAUCCGUUUCUGGGUCAAUCCGUUUACCGGCAUCAUAUCCGGGUCAAUAUGGCACCCGCAUUAUAUCCGUUUCUGGGUUACAUCCGUUUCUGGGUCAAUAUGCCACCCGCAUCAAAUCCGUUUCUGGGUCAAUAUGCCAUACAUCAUAUCCGUUUCAAUAUGAAAACCUGCAUCAUCCGUUUCUGGGUCAAUAUGCCACCGCAUUACCUCCUUUUCUGGGUUAUAUCCAUUUUCUGGGUCAAUAUGCCACCUGCAUCAUAUCCGUUUCUGGGUCAAUAUGCCACCCGCAUUAUAUCCGUUUCUGGGUCAAUAUGCCACCUGCAUCAUAUCCGUUUCCGGGUCAAUAUGCCACCUGCAUCAUAUCCAUUUCUGGGCCAAUAUGCCACCUGCAUCAUAUCCGAUUCUGGGUCAAUAUGCCACCCGCAUUAUAUCCGUUUCUGGGUCAAUAUGCCACCUGCAUCAUAUCCGUUUCCGGGUCAAUAUGCCACCUGCAUCAUAUCCAUUUCUGGGCCAAUAUGCCACCUGCAUCAUAUCCGUUUCAAUAUGCCACCCGUUCAAUCCGUUUCUGGGUCAAUAUGCCACCGGCAUCAUCCGUUCUGAGUCAAUAUGCCAUCCGUUUCUGGGUCAAUAUGCCACCCGCAUUAUAUCCGUUUCUGGGUCAAUAUGCCACCUGCAUCAUAUCCGUUUCUGGGUCAAUAUACCAUGCAUCAUAUCCGUUUCUGGGUCAAUAUGCCACACGCAUUAUAUCCGUUUCUGGGUCAAUAUGCCACCAGCAUCAUAUCCGUUUCUGGGUCAAUAUGCUACACGCUUCAUAUCCGUUUCUGGGUCAUAUGGCAUAUAUCCGUUUCUGGGUCAAUAUGCCACCCGCAUCAAAUCCGUUUCCGGGUCAUUAUAUCCGUUUCAUAUCCGUUUCUGGGUGCCCACCCGCAUCAUAUCCGUUUCUGGGUCAAUAUGCCACCCGCAUUAUAUCCGUUUCUGGGUCAAUAUGCCACCCGUUUCAUAUGCCACCCGCAUAUCCGUUUCUGGGUCAAUAUGCCACCUGCAUCAUAUCCGUUUCUGGGUCACUAUGCCACCCGCAUUAUAUCCGUUUCUGGGUCAAUAUGCCACCCUCAUUAUAUCCGUUUCUGGGUCACUAUGCCACCCGCAUUAUAUCCGUUUCAGGGUCAAUAUGCCACCCGCAUUAUAUCCGUUUCUGGGUCAAUAUGCCACCCGCAUUUUAUCCGUUUCUGGGUCAAUAUGCCUCCUGCAUCAUAUCCGUUUCUUGGUCAAUAUGCAACCCGCAUUAUAUCCGUCUCUGGGUCAAUAUGCCACCCGCAUUAUAUCCGUUUCUGGGUCAAUUAUAUCCGUUUCCAAUAUGCCACCUACAUCAUAUCCGUUUCUGGGUCAAUAUGCCACCCGCAUUAUAUCCGUUUCUGGGUCAAUAUGCCGUUUCUUGGUCACCCGCAUCAUAUCCGUUUCUGGGUCAAUAUGCCACCCGCAUUAUAUCCGUUUCUUAUAUCCGUUUCUGGGUCAAUAUGCCAAUAUCCGUUUCCAAUAUGCCCCUGCAUUAUAUCCGUUUCUGGUCAAUAUGCCAUAUCCGUUUCUGCAUCAUAUCCGUUUCUGGGUCAAUAUGCCACCCGCAUUAUAUCCGUUUCUGGGUCAAUAUGCCACCUGCAUCAUAUCCGUUUCUGGGUCAAUAUGCCACCCGCAUUAUAUCCGUUUCUGGGUCAAUAUGCCACCCGCAUUAUAUCCGUUUCUGGGUCAAUAUGCCACCCGCAUCAUAUCCGUUUCUGGGUCAAUAUGCCACCUGCAUUAUAUCCGUUUCUGGUUCAAUAUGCCACCUGCAUCAUAUCCGUUUCUGGGUCAAUAUGCCACCCGCAUUAUAUCCGUUUCUGGGUCAAUAUGCCACCCGCCUCAUAGUCUCUGGCUGA